Messenger RNA from Nicotiana tabacum (common tobacco), 1311 nucleotides. RefSeq lists its product as uncharacterized. Gene Ontology annotation, cellular component: cytoplasm. NCBI's taxonomy places the organism in Eukaryota, Viridiplantae, Streptophyta, Magnoliopsida, Solanales, Solanaceae. Gene Ontology annotation, biological process: biosynthetic process. Gene Ontology annotation, molecular function: isomerase activity. The record is from RefSeq and is a predicted model, not a curated record.
GUAAAACAACUAGUGAUGACUAAAAAUAAAACUUGAAAAAGUAGCUAGUGUCAAAAUGAGAUCAAAUAAUCCAAGUUAAUUACUGAUGGUCGCAGUCGCCAGUUAAGAUUCACUAUGCAUAGUCAAAUGAAGAAAGAAUAAAAAAGAAAGGUUGGGAAAUACAAUUUGAUCUUGGGUAACUUGAUCGCCAAGAGCCAUCCAUUGACUAAGUGACACUGCGACUGCUUUAUUAACUAGUCCCUAUAAAAUCCUAAAUAUCUCGUGGUUAUUCCAGGGCACUAAUUUCUUCCUUGACUAAUCUUGUUUGUUUAGUACAAUGGCCAUGAAACCCGUGAAGUACUGUGUGGUGGAUGCCUUCACUGACGCAGCAUUCAAAGGGAACCCAGCAGCUGUUUGCUUAUUAGAAGAAGACAGAGAUGAUGAAUGGUUACAGUCUGUUGCUACUGAGUUCAAUAUCUCUGAAACUUGUUAUCUCACUCAGCCACUUACCCUAUCUAAUGAAGCUAACCCCACAUUUGGCCUUCGUUGGUUCACUCCGGUUACUGAGGUAGAUCUAUGUGGACAUGCAACGCUAGCAGCUGCACACUUUCUGUUUGCCUAUGGCUUAGUUAAAACUGAUACGAUUGAGUUUUCAACAAAGUCAGGAAUUUUAACUGCCAAAAGAGUUCCAGAAACCAAAGCUCCAAAAUCUCAGGACGAUUACUCAAUUGAAUUGGAUUUUCCUGUUGUCCAAGUAGCCGAGACGAGUUCUGCUGAUGUUGCUGCAAUUUCUGAAAGCUUGAAUGGUGCAUCUGUGGUUGAGAUCAGUGACACAUCUCACGGCUAUUAUGUUAUAUUGCUCCCAUCAGGAGAGGCAGUGGUGGAAUGCCAACCUCAGUUUGCUCAAAUAAUGAAUUUCCCUGGCAAAGGUAUAGUAAUAACUGGACCUGCUCCAAGGGAUUCUGGCUUUGAUUUCCAUAGUCGCUACUUCUGGCCAAAGUUCGGAAUCAAUGAGGAUCCUGUUUGUGGAAGUGCUCAUUGUGCUUUGGCUCCUUAUUGGCAUAAAAAGCUUGGCAAAUGUGACUUUGUUGCUUUAGCGGCCUCAACUAGAGGUGGCGUUGUGAACGUGCAUCUAGACGAGGAGAAUCAGAGGGUAUUUCUGAGAGGGAAAGCUGUUGUUGUUAUGGAAGGUACUCUUCUAGUUUAAUGUACAAGUGGAAAUCAAUAAUUUCCAUUCAUCGGGCGGAUACUAUCAUAAAUUUAAUAAAGUAGUGCAAGUACAUGUAUUCUAUAUUGGUUUUUCCUAUGUAUUUCACUCUGAAUUUUAGAGUA